GUGUAAUUCUAUCAGCACUGCUCCAGCAGAUGGUUUUGCAGUUGCAGUUAUCAUCAGCACAAGAGCUCUUCCACCAAGGAGCCUGCUGAAACGUUCCCACUCUUUUCUAGAGAGUUAUGGUGCCAGUGUUCCUCUGAUUCCCUGGAAAUUCUUGCUCAUCAAUCACCAUGGCAGUCAACUUGACAAGCAGACUACUGCUGCACCAGCUAUUAAGAAAGCAGCAUACUCCUUCAAGGAUCUGUACAUGGAGAAGACUUGGGGUCAGAUACUGUGUCUCCUACCAGAAACAGAAGGUCCAACCAGCGGUCCAACCAGCUCAGCAUGUCCUUGGACCUCAAUGGGAUGUCCAUCCCUUCAUGCCCGAAGUAACUGCCUUACCCAAUGUGCACACCUACCAGGACCUGGUGCAGUUUUCCCUGAAGGAUCCUGAGACAUUUUGGGGGGUUCUGGCCAGGGAGAGGCUGAUUUGGGUGAAGCCAUAUCAGACAGUGAAGGACUGUGACUUCACCCAAGGCCGGGUCAGAUGGUUCCUUGGUGGUCAGUUAAAUGUAUCGGUGAAUUGCCUAGACAAGCAUGUCCACCAGUGUCCAGACAGAGUUGCAUUAAUCUGGGAAAGGGAUGAACCAGGGACUGAAGUAUACAUCACAUACAGAGAACUUCUUGAUACCACGUGUCGAAUCGCCAACACACUGAAGAAGCAUGGCAUACAGAGGGGGGAUAGGGUGGCCAUUUACAUGCCUGUGUCGCCUCUAGCUGUGGCAUCCAUGUUAGCCUGUGCCAGAAUCGGUGCAGUGCACACCAUAGUGUUCGCUGGCUUCAGUGCUGAAUCUUUAUCGGGAAGAAUCAAUGACGCAAGCUGCAAAGCCGUCAUCACUUUCAACCAGGGUCUGAGGGGUGGACGAGUGGUUGAAUUCAAGAAGACUGUGGAUGAAGCUGUCAAGAACUGCCCUUCAAUUAAACAUGUAUUUGUUGCACAGAGGACAGAGAACAAAGUCCACAUGGGUAGUCUUGACAUACCUCUUGAAGAAGAGAUGGCUAGAGCAGAUCCCAUCUGUCCUCCAGAACCCAUGAACAGUGAAGACAUGCUAUUUAUGUUGUACACCUCGGGUAGUACAGGGAAGCCAAAGGGUGUUGUGCAUACACAGGCUGGCUACCUUCUCUAUUCUUCCCUGACACACAAGUAUGUGUUUGAUUACAGUCAAGGAGAUGUGUUUGGCUGUGUGGCUGACAUUGGCUGGAUAACAGGGCACAGCUAUGUUGUGUAUGGACCCCUCUGUAAUGGAGCCACCAGUGUCUUAUUUGAGAGCACUCCAACUUAUCCAAAUCCAGGGCGGUACUGGGAGACGGUGGAAAGGUUGAAGAUUAAUCAGUUUUAUGCGGCGCCAACAGCAAUACGUCUGCUGCUAAAAUAUGGAGAUGAGUGGGUGAAGAAAUAUAAUAGGUCGUCUCUGAAAACGUUGGGCUCAGUGGGUGAGCCAAUAAACCACGAAGCGUGGGAAUGGUUUAACAAUGUUGUUGGAGAGAGAAGAUGCACCCUUGUGGACACCUGGUGGCAGACAGAGACUGGUGGAAUCUGCAUCGCCCCCCGUCCCUCCGAGCAAGAUGGUGAGGUUAUCCCUGGUAUGGCUAUGAGGCCUUUCUUUGGCAUACAACCUGUGCUUCUAGAUGAACAGGGAAAGGUCAUUGAAGGUGGUGAUGUUUCUGGUGCUCUGUGUAUCGCACAACCAUGGCCUGGCAUGGCAAGAACCAUCUAUGGAGAUCAUCAGAGAUUUGUGGAUGCUUACUUCAAAGCAUAUCCAGGCUACUAUUUUACUGGAGAUGGAGCCCACAGGACAAAUGAAGGGUAUUAUCAGAUAACAGGGCGAAUGGAUGAUGUAAUAAAUAUCAGUGGUCAUCGGUUGGGCACAGCAGAAAUUGAGGACGCACUGGAUGAGCAUCCUGAUGUUCCAGAAACUGCUGUUAUUGGUUUUCCGCAUGACAUCAAGGGAGAAGCUGCAUUUGCCUUUGUUGUAUUAAAAGAUGAUGUAAAAGAGGCAGAAAAAGAUAUUAAAGAGGAUCUUAAAGCAAUAGUGGCCACAAAAAUAGCAAAAUAUGCCGUUCCAGACCAUAUUCUGAUGGUGAAACGCCUUCCCAAAACUCGCUCAGGGAAAAUCAUGCGGCGAGUACUGAGGAAAAUCGUCACAGGCUACACUGAGGAUCUUGGAGAUAUAACUACCCUGGAGGAUCCGACCACUAUUACAGAAAUACUGGAAGCAUACCAAAAUUACAAAUCAGAACAGACAACAAAAUAACUUGGAGACACCCAUUUAUUGGAGCUAAAUUACAGAGUAACUGUUUGUUAACAUUUACCAUUGGAAAACUCUUCAAACGCUAAGCUUAGAACUACCUGUUCUUUCUAUUGACCAAUCAAUUAACUUAUUUGCUGUAUAUUAAAAUAACAGAUCUUAACAGAAUCUUGUAAAAUUUAAUUUGUCAGAUGGUAGUCCCCUUUAAAAUGGAACUCCAGACAAAUGCAUAAAAUAAUCCAUUCAUUUAUUCAUUCAAAAACUAUUAAAUGUAUGCAUGACCAGCAUAAAACUUGUAUUUGCGUCCGUUAGGACUGGGAGAGCGAGGGUCAACUCUCUAAGCUAAACAGCACUCUGUUACUUUGCCUAUUACUGUGAAUCUAGCACUGCAAACAUACUUCCAUGAUGGGAGACAUCAGGCAUGAUCUCCUGAGUGUGUGGCUCCUUCUUCAUUGUUAAAUUACAGGCUUGGUUGGGUCAUAGACCAAGUGCCAAUUCUUGAAACCCUAUUGGUAUUUCACUUUAAAGUCUGCAGCUAUGUAGGUGCGCAGCUAAAGUCUGCAAUGUUAAUGUCUUAUGUUUUUUUUUUUUAAACUUAGUAUUAAACUCAGCAUUUUUUAGCCUAACGAGGAACUUCACUCCAUCCCCAAGGUUAUUUUUGAUCUUAACCCCCUCCUACAUUGUCUGCUAGGUUGAUCCAUCUAAAGCUGUCGGAAAGGUAUUUUUGUGGUUUGCUGAAGAGGGGGAUGAGUAGGAUAAAAUGAAGAAGUAAAAAUGAGUGAAGAUCUGCUUUUAGCUUAAAGUGGUUCUUCAGUCUGAAAAUAAAAAUUAAAAGUUAGCAGCUACAAAUACUGUAGCUGCUAAGUUUUACUAGAAGGACACUUACCUGUCUAGGGAUCCAGCACAUCCUUAUCUGGGCCAGUUCUUCACCAGUCUUUAGGUCCUUAGCACUGGCAUCUUUAGUUUGGGAAGCUGGCUAUGACUCCUUGAGAACUGUGCUGCACUUUGUGAAUAGUCCCGCAGCCUUCUGGGACCUGUGAGAACCCAAGACGCUGCAAGCGGGGGGGGGGGGGUCCAACUUCUGCUUGGACCGCCUAUUCGCUUUCCCCCCCCCCAAAAAAUGUAAUGUGCCAAAAAUUGAAGAGGAGGGGUAAAGGUCUGCUUUAACAAAAUAAGCAUUCACCAGUAUUUUUUUUAAUUUGCAUCCAAGCACUUUAGAACUUCCAAUGCCACUGGCUUCUGUUCUCUCAUCGUUACUUUCCUGAACUUCUUGUACUUUACAGGGAAGAGAGAACAGGGAACCGUGCAGCCUCCAGCAGCCAUCAUUCUACUAGUUGGGAGGAGCAGGGGGGUGCUUUGCUAUCAUAGGCAACAGGUCUGUGUGUUUGUUUUGAGGCACACAGCAUAAGAAGACAUAGCUCUAGUCCAGGCAUGCAAGGCUUGAUUCAUAAGACCCUGCAAGGGAAAGGAGACAUCCUUGAAAUGUUAUGUAGUGAUCAUGGCAGCAGCCUAAAAAAGAGAAAAAGAGCAAGUUUAAAAGAUGAAGAAGCUGUUUAAGGUAUUAAAUCAGCUUCUGAAAUUGCCUAAACAAUUGAGGGUUUAAUAUUUCAAACACAAAGCUCUAGAAGUUCAUACAUAUGGUUUAUAAGCUAAAGCAGCGCUUUAGACAUCAACAUCUGAUAAUGGUAAUAUGCCCUCUGAAGAGCGAGUCCAACAACAACCAAGGUGUUCAUAGAGAGGUGUUCAUAUAGUGACUUGUCAAAUAGAUGAUAACCUUCACCGCACCACGUGAGACCGCUCCUCUCAUGAUGCACACUCCCCGGAACAGUAUAAUAAAACCGCAUUUGAUAUUUAUAAUGGAUCUUUGACAUGCAUUCAUAAAAUCCUUAAUCAGCAAUCAAAAGGGAUUAGAAUAUGCCACACGAUAGGUCUGGCUACUCACAGUGGAUAUCCACUUGUUGACUCUUUAGCUCAAAACAUAGGAGAAAAAGGAAUCCUCAUAGCGUAAACUAGUUUAAAAUGUUAUUCCCAUCAAAGAACCUGCCUUUUAAGAUAUAUGCUUAUGCAAAAUUCAAUAUAAAAUGGCAUCUCAUAGUAGUCAUCUGAAAUUCACACCUUGUACAAAACUCGCUCACCGUCCAAAGGAGCGCUCAUCCGCGGUGAUACCUAGGUGGAGAUCUUCAAAGACUGACAGUUUCAGCAAGCCGUCUGGUCACGCCUAGAUACGUUUUGUCAUUACGUCUAUCAUCUUAAGCGCUGCCUUAGCUUAUGAACCAUAUGUAUGAACUUCUAGAGCUUUGUGUUUGAGUAUAUAUUUACUAUAGCAGCAGCUAAAUCCAACCACAAAACUUUUUUUCCAUAAGUCACGAAUGAGCCAUUUCUUCUUUAUUGCUUUAUGGUUUUUAAGGGUUUAAUAUUGUUUUGAAAUAAGAGAAAUAGAAAAACAGAAAUAGAACAGGUAGAAAACUGUGUUACUUGGUAAGCGGCUGGAGAAGGACUGCUAUUCUCUGUUGGCACGUCAACUAAAGACCUACAACUCUGCAAUAAGCAGGAAGGUUGGGUUUCCCCGAUUUGCAGAGUUGUAGGUAUGACAUAAAGAGACCACUGCAGAGAGACUGGAGAAGGACUGCUAUUCUCUGUUGGCACGUCAACUAAAGACCUACAACUCUGCAAUAAGCAGGAAGGUUGGGUUUCCCCGAUUUACAGAGUUGUAGGUAUGACAUAAAGAGACCACUGCAGAGAGACCACCAUGCUUUGUAGUAGGGGUGCCUUGAUUACAAUACAGUAAUUCGGCUAAUAAGUCCAAAGUCUUUAAUAAUUUACCCCAUGACAGCAAGAAAGUGAUAAACAUCAGAGACAGAAAAUUCCCCUUCAUUAUGGCUCUAGAUGAGAAUGAACAUAUUAAAAUAACACAUAUGAAACACACAGGAAAAAUUUGUUUCUUGUUUAUCAAUUGUAUUAAUAAGUGUUCUGUCAUUUUUGUAUUCUUAUCUAUAGCCAUGAUAAAAGGGGAUUUUCUGAUCUCCAAAACAUAUUGGCUGCUUUUUUGCUUUCUUGUGUCAUUGACUAAAUUAAUUAAAAGUUUUUGGACUUUCAAGAUGUUUUUUUGGUGCUCUUAUUGGCUAGAUUACAUGUGGAUUUCUCUAUCUGGGUGACCAACCCCUGUUUUCCAAGAGGCCCUCAAUUUUGUGGAGAACUACAGAAACCAAUCCGUCAAGUUUUUUUUUAUCAUCUGAAUAUCAUCAUCUCAAGAUUUGUGUCCAGAACCUCGCUUCCACCUUUUCUUCAUCACAAGAGGGCCUGAAUGGAUACUAUACAUUUUUACAAGAACAGCUCACUUAAAUACAGUAUAUUGCAAUUGUGUAUCCAGCUGUUUGCCUUGUAUUUAGUUUUAAUGGAUCAGGGACUUUACAAAGAUAUUAAUGACCUUCUGAAGGACCACAGACAUAAAACUCACUUUAUUUAUUAUCAUGGUAGCACAGUGGCUAAGUGGUUAGCUCUUUGGCCAAGCGGGUCUUCGGUUUGAAUAUCAACCGUGGCAUUACCUGUCCAGAGUUUGUAUGUUCUCCCUGUACCUGUGUCGGUUUCCUCCCACACUCCAAAGACAUGCUGGUAGAUUAUUUGGCUUCUGUUUAAAUUCGCCCCAGUAUGUGUAUGUAAGUUAGGGACCUUAUAUUGUAAGCUCCAUGAGAGCAGGGACUGAUGUGAAUGUAUAAUAUAGGAUUUGUAAAGGGCUUUGUAUAAUUGUUGGCGCUAUAUAAAUACCUGUAAUAAUAAUAACAAAACGAUCAAAUGUACUUCUGCAGUUUUAUAAAACUGAUCUUUUUACCUGUGUUCAUGCUGCAUUUUAUAGUUUAGACUAAAUUCUUUGUUGCCCUGUGCUUCAAAACGUUGGUUCCUCAAACACUACCAUACAAUACAAGUUGUAUAGGCCACCUUAUAUUGUAAGCAAGCAGCUAUGGUAAUACUGGCCACCAUAAAGUGUUCCAGUGAUGCAACAUCGCCUGUAACUUCCAUCCAAUCACAUGUGAGUUAAUACAAUUGUCUAUGUGAAAAUCCAUCACAUGAGAUCCACAGCCUUCUACUAUUUAUUCGAUACAAUGAGUUAUAUAUCUUUGGACCUUGUUUAAAAAUCUGGGAUAAUGCAAUGUGAAGGUGACAAAAAUAGCAGCGAAACCCGUGUUUGUUUUAAUCUGCAUAGCUGGAAUCUGAUUGGUGGCCUCUACUUUCCUUUUAUAACAUUUUUACCCUUGAAGUCUGCUGAGGUCUUUGCUGCUGUGAUAUUCAAGGUAUCCAGUAAAUUGGAGACAACAUUACUGUAAAACAAUGCUGUAUAUACAUCAUUGCCUUAUAUAAAUGGAAAUGGUCAAAUCAUGUA
Molecule: messenger RNA, 6663 nt
Organism: Rana temporaria (common frog)
Lineage: Eukaryota; Metazoa; Chordata; Amphibia; Anura; Ranidae
Gene: ACSS1
Product: acyl-CoA synthetase short chain family member 1
Exons: 14
Coding region: 168-2291 (707 amino acids)
Cellular component (GO): mitochondrion
Molecular function (GO): AMP binding; acetyl-CoA synthetase activity
Source: RefSeq, a predicted model, not a curated record